Molecule: messenger RNA, 1363 nt
Organism: Phragmites australis (common reed)
Lineage: Eukaryota; Viridiplantae; Streptophyta; Magnoliopsida; Poales; Poaceae
Product: RNA pseudouridine synthase 1
Exons: 2
Coding region: 27-1055 (342 amino acids)
Biological process (GO): pseudouridine synthesis
Molecular function (GO): RNA binding; pseudouridine synthase activity
Source: RefSeq, a predicted model, not a curated record
GUCACGUGCUCCCGUGUUUUACUUCUAUGACGAGACUGCCCCUGCCCCUCCUCCUCCUUCUCCUCUCGCCUCCCACCGGCGCCGCCUCCCCGCCCCGAGCCCUCCUGCCACCCGCGCGACGCCUCGCGGCGAUGUCGGCGGCGACAACGACGGCGCCGUCAAGUGGAGAGUACCCAUCCCCGGUGUCCCCACCCUACCCGGCUGCCUCCAAGGACGUGGAGCUCCGGCGCGCCAUGAGCGCCUCCGCCCGCUCCGCAGCCUUCGCCUCCGCGGACGUCGUGUUCGAGGACGAGUGGCUCGCCGUCGUCGACAAGCCCGCCGGGGUCUACUGCGACGCCCUGCUCUCGUCCCUCCCUCGCUCCGCCACGUCAGGGGAUCCGGCGACUAAACCUAACCUUCACCUUGCUAACCGGCUAGAUCGUGAUACUAGUGGGCUCAUGGUUAUUACCAAAUGCAACAAAGUUGCAGGGAAGCUAGUGAAGGCAUUUACUGAUCAUAAAGUCAAGAAAACCUAUCUGGCUCUUUGCAUAGGUUGCCCACCGAUGUGGGAAAAGAUUAAGAUAUGUUCUGGACAUGGGCGAUCAAAACAUGGUGCUUGGCGUGUAUAUGCUAUGUCUGAUGUUGGCCAGUCACUGCCAGGGGGUUCUGUUGUAAGGGACAUGAGCACACAGUUUGAAGUUUUAGGGGUCAAUGGUAAAGGGCAGUUUAGAGAACCGUACAGUUUUUACACCAAUGAAAUACAGUCGAUUACUGUAGAAGAAAAGGCAGCUGACCAGAUUUCAAAUGAUGAUGUGAGGAGCAGUGUGAUUUUGGUUAGAGCCUAUCCUCAAAGUGGACGAACACAUCAAAUUCGUCUACACUGUCAGUAUCUUGGGUUCUCGAUCAGAGGCGAUGUGAAGUACGGUGGGGUAAUUGAGUGGAAUGGUGUAGAGUGUGAUGGCCAUGCAUUACAUGCAGAGAGCUUGUCAUUUGUACACCCUGUAACUGGAUUGCCCGUCACUUUCCGAUCACCUCUCCCUUCAUGGGCAAAUGAAUAUAUUUCAACAAUGGAAUAAAGCGCCCUUGAUCUUAUUGUGAUGCACAGUGGUCCAAUUGAUGCUGAAAUAUUCACCAAAGGCUGCAACUCUGAAUUGUCAAAAGCAUCUCUUGGAUCUCCUUUCUGGGUGCAGCAUCGGUCAGUGAUCAUGAGAAAGGGAACUAUUAAGUAUCUUUCACAGCUCGACUGCACCUUCUCGGUGGAUGUUCAUAAUCCAUACUUCAUGAAUAGGUAUCACAAAUUUUGAUAUGAUUGUUGUAGCACAGUUUUGACUAAAAACUGCAUUUGUAACAUUUGUACCGUAGAGAUAUUGAGAUGUUUGUUGUA